ACAAAGAGCCUCACAAAUUCCACGCACACACACUUAAAUACCGUUUCCCCCUCUAUAAAUAAAAACCACACAUCAAAACUCAACACAACACACUUCACUACUAAAAAAAAAACAUCAUGGCUUCAAAAAAGAACAACAAAUUCGACCAUGAACAAAUAAGCUACUACAACACACCCCACAAACUUUCAAUAACGACAGCACGCCCGUGUUUUACGGCGGAUGCACCUACACCGCCUCCGCGAACGACGGCUCUAUCCGUACCGUUUAAAUGGGAGGAAGCACCAGGGAAGCCUAGACCGUGCCACACACAAUCAAAACCCAAAGACAGAGAAGUUAACGUUGUUAGAGCGUUAGAACUUCCUCCGAGGUUGUUGUCUUUGGAAAAUGUUAAAGUUAACGCGCCGUCACCAACAACGGUUUUGGAAGGACCUUACGUUGGACGCGCCGUUUCUUUUACGACGUCGUAUAGAGACUCUAAUAAUAUUAAGGAGAGUCUUAAUUUUGGGUCUAGUAGGUGGGGUGGGUUGAAGAAAAAUAAUAGAAUUGACCGUGAGGGUAGUUUUGACUUUUCAAGUUGGAGUGUUGAUGGUAAUAGUAAAGUCAAGAUCACAAGGGUUAGAAGAAAGGGAAGUUUCUCGAGCCUCUCACAUGGAAGUUCACAUUUGUGGGCAAGCAUUUAUGGAAGCUUUAAGCAAGUGGUCCCAUGGAGGCGCAAGCAAGAAAAGCAACAAGGAACCCAAAAUUAAUUCACACCCUUUCAUCUUUAACCAAUCAAUAGUCACUUUUUCAUUCAACUUCCUUUGAGUUCCAACAAAUCAAACCAAAUUUCUAUGACAAUACCACUUCUAUCUGUACAUGAGUAGAAAUUAUAAAAACAUAAAAAAAGUAGGUCAUAAUAAUAACAGUGAUUCACGUUGAAUUAUAAUGGUACUACAUCUUAGUGAAUUUCUUA
Cicer arietinum (chickpea) is the source of this 952-nucleotide messenger RNA. RefSeq lists its product as uncharacterized. The record is from RefSeq and is a predicted model, not a curated record. Lineage: Eukaryota; Viridiplantae; Streptophyta; Magnoliopsida; Fabales; Fabaceae.